GUCGAGGCAUUUAUAAGUGAUAUUUGUAAUCAUUAUGUAAGUAAAAAAAUUGUUCAUUUACAAUUGUUCGUUUACAGAAGAUAGAGUUGUCAGAAAUUUCUAUUUGCCAAAUGGCUACGUCCAAACGGGUCGUUUUAUAUGAUGUUUUAUAUGAUCAGACUAUAUAUCGUACAAUGUUGUAGAAAAGUAUGCGGCAUAUCUCCGAUCUUGCAUUCCGUCUAAAAACUCUUUCUCGAUAACAUCUUCGCCGAAUUUGGCAAGACUCGAUAGAUUAGGCAUCAAAGUACACGCGAUUGCGCUGGAUAGCGAGUGGAUUGUGCGAGAUUACCCGCCACGGAUGUCGCCACUGCUCGAUGUACCAUGCAUGACCGCUGCGUGGGCGUGAGCGUGCCAUGACUGGCACGUCAUGAUUCGCGAUUCGACAUGCCUUAGUACUUGGUAUGUGAUGUGAACUCGAACGCGUCGGAUACGACUGAUCGCGAGGAAGGACUGGUCGAUGGUGGAUUCGCGUCAUCGUGAUAAUGACAAACUGAUGAGCUACUGUAAAGAUAAAGACAAAGGAUUGAGAUGGAUCAGAUCGGCAAGAAGCAGGCCGCUAACUCACCGGAAGUGGCAUUGGCUAACGACAUAUUCGAUCAGUUUUGCAACGCUACUACGUUGAAAUCUAUUCUUGGCUACUACAGACAAUUGUGCGAAUUGCUGAAAAUCCGCCCGAAUGUUAUUAAUCAAUUUUAUCCAAAGCUGAAAACAAAGCUACGCUCGUGGAAAGCGCAAGCCUUGUGGAAGAAGUUUGAUCAACGAGCGAAUCACAAGUGUUAUAAUCGUGGUAAAAUAUGCCCGAACACAAGAGUCUUAAUUAUCGGCGGUGGUCCGUGUGGUUUGCGCACUGCCAUAGAAGCGCAAUUAUUGGGGGCGAAAGUUGUUGUGGUGGAAAAAAGGGAUCGAAUGUCCAGGAACAAUGUUUUACAUCUAUGGCCUUUCGUGAUUCAGGAUCUACGUGGUUUGGGAGCAAAAAAAUUUUUCGGAAAAUUUUGCGCGGGUUCCAUAGAUCACAUCAGCAUUCGGCAGCUGCAGUGUAUCCUGUUGAAGGUUGCUUUGAUUCUCGGCGUAGAGUUCCACGAGAGUGUAAGCUUCGACUCUCUGAUUCAACCAUUGGAUAAUCAGGAGGGCGGUAAGAUUGGUUGGAGAGCAAAGACUUCACCAAAUGAUCAUCCUGUCUCUCAAUAUGAAUUUGAUGUGCUGAUUGGAGCUGAUGGCAAGAGAAAUACCUUGGAAGGUUUUAAGCGAAAGGAAUUUCGAGGAAAACUCGCUAUUGCAAUCACGGCGAAUUUUAUAAAUAAACGAACCGAGGCAGAAGCUCGCGUAGAGGAGAUAAGCGGUGUCGCGUUUAUCUUUAAUCAAAAGUUUUUCAAAGAACUAUACCAAGAAACGGGUAUCGACUUGGAAAAUAUUGUGUAUUACAAAGAUGAUACGCAUUAUUUCGUUAUGACUGCCAAAAAACAUAGUUUAAUCGACAAGGGAGUCAUCCUGCAGGAUCAUGCUGACACUGCAAAAUUACUCGCGAAAGAAAACGUGGAUCGUGAAGCGUUAAUGUUGUAUGCUCGAGAAGCAGCGGAAUUCUCAACGGAAUAUCAAAUGAUGGAUAUGGAAUUUGCGGUGAAUCAUUAUGGCCAACCGGAUGUAGCCAUGUUUGAUUUUACCUCGAUGUACGCGGCGGAAAAUGCAAGUCGUGUAUUAGAGCGCCAUGGUCAUAGAUUACUCAUGAUUCUUGUAGGCGACAGCCUCUUGGAGCCAUUUUGGCCUACCGGUUCUGGUUGCGCAAGAGGAUUUUUGAGCUCUUUGGACGCAGGCUGGGCAAUCAAAGGUUGGGGCGCUUCGUUAUCACCGUUAGAAGUAAUUGCAGAGCGUGAAUCAAUAUAUAGACUAUUGGGCCAAACGACUCCGGAGAAUUUGAAUAGAGAUUACGCCGCAUACACUCUGGAUCCUCAUACUAGGUAUCCAAAUCUUAAUGUACGUUCUGUAACUCCGAUACAAGUGCGCAGUCUUCUUGACACAGAUGAUCCUGAGAGCAUUAAACAACCUACGAUACAGUCCGAGAUUGAUAUGCCAAAGAAACGAAGACGUCGCGAUUUGAGACCCGAUGUUCAUCCAGAUACGUUGCUUCGGUGGCUACAAAAACAAGUUGCAUUGUACGACAAAAUUCACAUCGAAGAUAUGGGUGCCUCUUUUAAAGAUGGCUUAGCUAUUUGUGCAAUCGUUCAUAGAUACCGUCCAGAUUUAAUAGAUUUUUAUAGCUUAAACGCAAAGGACGCAGUGAAAAACAAUCAACUUGCCUUUGACAUAUUAGAAAAGGAGUUGAACAUACCAUCGAUAAUGACGGGAGAAGAAAUGGUCCAAUGUGAUGUUCCCGAUACACUCGCCAUGUUUUCUUACUUAACACAGAUAUAUGAAGUUUUUAGAGGCGAAAUUCCUUAUAUUAAGCAUAAAAAAUUAGAACCAGAAGUAGAGGAAUGUACCGCACAUUCAAAGCAAAUGAAACAAUUGACACCUGAGGAGAAGACUACAAAAACACGGCACUCACGCUCACGGCAUAUUAAUGAAAAUGUGCACUCUUGUGUGGAUAAAAAGGACAAUACGGCUAGUCGUCGUUCUCGAAAGAGGCGGAGUACCGAGAAAGUGGGCGCAACGAUGGAUGAACGGCAGAAAAAACUCGAUGAGAUCGAAAAGCAUCGAACUGAACGCAUGAAGAAGCGGCAAUAUUUGCGCAAGAUGGCAACCCAACAGUUCUACAAAAGUAUGCAGAUGCUGCAAGCCAAUGCAAAACGCGAGAAAGAUGAACCUUUUGAAGAUUAUUCGAUUUUUUUGUACCGUCAAACUGCACCAGAUUUCAAGGACAGAGUAAAAGACUUAGAGCAGAAAAUACUCUAUCCAGAUAGACAACCAAAAAUACACAUUGGUUACCACAGAGGUAGCGUAGACGAGGAAUUUUCGGGAAGGAUAAAAGAUUUUGAAGAUAAAUUGAAAGGAACAACAUCCUCCGAGAAGAAACCUAGAGAUCUUUUACGCGCCAUAGGUAAAAUAGAAAAAACUGAUUGGAAUGUGAAAGAGAUCGAGAAGAAAAUUGAAGAGAACAAAAUGGGCCGCAGUAUUCGCCAUGAACGUGUAGAGAAAGUGCCGAAAUGGAGUCGCGAGCAGUUUUUAGCUCGACAGAUCAAGAUGGAGAAGCGGAGCAACGAUCAAAAGGACACCUACAGUAAGUACGCUGAUAUAGACAAUACCCUGAAGAAUAUAGGCAAGAAGAUCCGGGAAGGUAGCGCGCUCGGGUACAAUAAAGUUUCAGCCAUGGCUGAACAAUUUUCGAAUAAAAAUCAGGAUGCGGAGCCCAAGCUACAGAAAUCGAACACUAAACCUACUAUCGUACUACCUGUACAAGGAGGUUCAGAGAUGUGUCAUUUUUGCAAUAAAAGAGUUUAUCUCAUGGAAAGACUCAGUGCGGAAGGCAAAUUUUUUCAUCGUGGUUGUUUCCGAUGUGAAUAUUGCUCUAUUUCAUUAAGAAUAGGAAAUCAUACAUUUGAUCGAGAGAAAAAUGGAGGGCGCUUUUAUUGUACGCAACAUUUUGGACUGUCGGGAACAAUGAAAACUAGAGCAGAGAAAAAGAGGAUCAAUUUGGUGAAUAAAGAAAAUGUACCUAAUACCGCGAUUGCAUUAAAAACACCAGAAAAGGUCAAAACAUCAUUAGAAGGCAUUGUUGGGUUCGAUUUGCUCGAUCGCGGUCAAACUCCGGAGAGAAUUGAAUUUGAAAAUCUAGCGGAGAUAUCAGAUCCAGAAGAAGCUCACAGUCAAAUGGAUGAAGACGAAUGGACAGAUAGAAAUUUUGGUGCCUCUACCGCGGAAAUGGGAUCCAGUGACGAUAUUUCUGAUAUGAGUGAUUCUGAUGAGGAUAAUGAAAUAUAUGAGGAAGCUAUAGAUCAACCAUUAACAACCGAAGGAACUCUCGAGUUGGCUAAGAAUUGGACGCUGCGCUAUUCGCAUCCGCAUGCUACAAUCGGGCAAUCUGAUACCGGCAGCAAUGAAUAUGAAGAUUCUAGCGAUGAAUAUACUAGUGAAGACGAUGAAAGCGGUACUGCGACCGAAGAUGAGGAUGAUGUACGUGCGCGAGAACUCCGGAAGCAGGAAGUGUGGUUAAAGGUGCCACCACGUAAUUCUGAUACCGAUACCGGUUCGGAAACAGAGGUUGUGUCGUCGGAAGACGCAUCGACGGAGGAGAGCGUGGAAAAUUCAGCAACCGAGAUAUCGACCGAUUCUGAAUUCGAUCAUGAUGAACCGACUCCGACACAGCACGAGAUUCCCGAGAUUGCCAUCAACGAUUCUUAUGUGCGAAAGACGAGAGGCGUUUAUGUCGAACCGAAAAAAGUACAAGUGAAAAGCAAGAUGAUUUCUUCAAUCAAUGGCAAUCUGACGCAGGACAAGAGACAACAAGAUAAGAGCGAGCAAAUUUUGGAAGAUCGUACUAAAGUGCAAUUGAACAAAGAGGUAAAUUGCAAUGUGCCAGCUUCUAUCGAUACAAAUAACUGCACACCAUUGUUGAAUCCACGAAAAGGAGAUUAUCUUUUGAAUCGCACUCACUCCACCGGUGGAAUCGCCUCGAGACUUUCCUUAGAAUUGAAAAAACGCUACUUAUUGGGCGGAUCAGUUUUUGGUGGUUCUGUCAUAAAAUCAGGUUCAACGUCUAACGUGGACACGAAAUUGAGAAGCUUUACUGAUUCAAUUUCUCAACAUCAAAAGUUGUUGAAUCCAGCACCGGAGCCUAGUCCUACCAUGCAAGCAUUUCUUCAAGGUACUAGUAAACUGCGUGCCAACAAUGCGCCGCUUUCUCCAUUGUCGCCUACAAUUUUAUUUUCGCGACAGUUAUCAAUAGAUCGUUGUCGAAAUUCAUCAAACGACAUCGCGUACAAGCCAACAACCCUGAUAGAAGCAUUCAAGAUGCAACAGUUACCUGAUUUAGUGAAAGAAUCUAGUAUUUUAAAAUCAAAAACGACACCUAACAUCUGCGGUGAGUCUUCGAUAAAAGACAAGGAAUCGAUCGACGAACAAGCAUUUUUACAGCAAACUAAUAACUUGACAAAGGACGUUAUAGAGGAUAUAAAAAGCUCACAGAAUACAGAGAAGAAUCUCUCGAGUAAUAUGGAAGAAAAUAAUGGAUUUAGACCGCGUAGUCCUCUUCAUGAAACGUCCAUUGUCGUGCCGCAGAUGGACUGGUGUAGGAAGAACGAAGACAAGGAUGCCAGUUCGGGCGAUUCUGAGAUAGACAGCGAUUCGUUAUCUUCCGAUUCUAACGAAGCAAUUGAUAACGAUCAACUUGUCGCUGUAAAUCUUUCGCCGCCAAGAUUACAGAUUCACAGCACCGAUGGUGAUCUCUUACUAGAUGAAAGAGCUGAUCGAUACAAGCAUUAUGAUCCAGAUGAUGGUCAAACUUUCGAGCCAGACUCGAUUGAAGUCUCUUUCUUGCGAGAUCAUCGAUCAUUUAAUCCACCAGUUGAUAACACACAUAUUGUUGAAGCGGUGAAUAAUAAUAUGAAACAAUUAGAUUUGCGGGACGAUAACAAGAAGAGCAAUUGCAGCAGUCCUACCUCCGAAGUUUCAGCAAUGUCUAACAAACAAGAUGACUCCGAGGAAAAUGACAUUACCACUGCGGCGUUCACUGAAACAGAGUUUUCUGAAUGGGCUCGCGAUGGAGAGGCUUUAGUCUCUGAUGACCUUCGCGAUGUAGAAUUCGAUAUUGAUCCUAGUUUCAUCACUAUACGAAGGAAUAAUGCAAAACUAUCUUCAACACCCGCUAAAAUUGCUAAAGAAGAGGAUACAGAACUUGAAUAUUGCAAAAUCGACCGAAUGAUUGAUGAGGAAUAUCCAAACAAUAAUACAUCGAAACUAUUAGUAAACGGUGAGGACAUUAAUUAUAUGGAUACAGACAAUGAAUCAUUAUUGGAUGAUAGCCUUCAAGAUGCUUCUAAUACGGUAAUGUUAAAAAAUCGGGGUUACAUCGAGUUUGUAAACGUAAAGACCAAUCCUUCCGAUAUCCCAAUUUCGGGGGGGGAUUUCACUAAAACAUGUAAUCUACCGGUCAUUGACGCGCCGAUAGCGAAACUCGACUUAGAAAACGAUUCAUACAGUGAAGAAGAAAAAGAAGAAGAAGAAGAAGAAGGUUUCAAAGAUGCCAAUGUGAUCGAGAUAGAUCCAGUUACCAUGGAAGACGUAAUGGAUAAACUAAACGAGCCCAUUACGAGUAAAUUAUCGAUGAGAUCGGAGAUUCGAGCAGAGGAACAAGACGAAAGAGAAUUUAAGGAGAAUACAAAGCGAGAACAGUUAGCAGAAGCUUUUAACAAAGAAUUGCUUCAAUCGAUGGAAGAAGAUAGUUUAUUACUUGUGGAGCCAGCGGAGGAUACGACUACAAGCGAAGUUGUUACAGUGCUCGCCAGUCCGAUCAACCCUCAAGUGUCUAUAAUUCCUGUAGAAAUGAUGGAGAAGCACGAGGAGUUAACUAAAGCAGACUCUAGCAAUCCGGAUUAUUUGGAAUAUGUAAAGAGAUUACAAUCUAGAAUUGCAGAAUUUAGUAACGUCAAGGAUUCCAUUGAUGUCAGAAAAUCGAGGCGGAAGAACUCGAAAAGUUCAGUGCAGAUACGUACAGCAGAAAUGAUUGUUGAGGAAAUUAAAUGUCAAGAAACAAUGACUGUAAGUAGUAACGGUAUCAAUUCGCCGGCAACAUCAAGAAAACUUGAGGAGAUUACGAGAGAACGGUCGAAGCAGAAGAAUGUUAUUCAGGAUCUCCUAAUGGAUAAACUUGAGGCUCACAAACAGAAGUCAGCCGAGAAAAAGGCUCGAAGAGCUGCCAGAGCUUCAUCUUUUAUGACAACACUGUCACCAAUAAAACCGACAUUAUCAAAUAUUUCCUCCGUUGGUAACAAAUUUGUACCUAUCUCUAUAACAUCAUCAGUGAAUAGUCCAGUUCGUACAACCUUCAACGAAGCAGACAAGUCAUUAGAUCGUUUAGUAUCUUUGUGCCCUCGUGAGCAAUCCGAUCAAGUAGAAGCCAAAGAAAGAAUUCCAAAGAAGGCAGACGAAAAAUCGAUUACCGUUAGUCUAGAAGAUAUCUUUAAGACACCACUCGCGCCACCAAGAUUUAAGAACGAAGAAGCAAGGAGGACUGCCGAAAAGGCCAGGCAAGAUGCCCGCGAACGAGCUAGAAUGAAGAGCGAUGAGGAUUUGGGCCUAAGUCCCGAAGACAGAAUCAAGGAAUUAAGAAUGAAGGUAACUAGGAGACAACUCUCGAUGGACGAUACGGUAAAGAACGAUAUGCCGAAGACUGAAAGAGUUAAAUCGUAUAAUUUUAACGCAAUGGAUAAUUCAGAACUGAAAUUACAAACCAGUAAAAGCACCGACAAUGUGAAAAACAUCGCGAGAAAAAUCAGUUUUCAGAAACUGCCACCAGCUAGCGCGAAAUCAAUGGACGAACUAUUGAAUACCGCAGGUUUAUCACUUUCGGAUAAUAAUAGCGUGGUAAUGAAAAGGGACAAAAAAAAGUCGAAGGACUCCGAGAGAAGAAAGAGUAUUAUACAAGCGGUCUCAGAUUUCUUCUUUAAGAAGGAAACCAGUCCAUCGCCAAAUCAAAAGGAUAAACUAUCAAUGUUUCGACUGACUUCAAAAUCCAAAGGAAAAAGAUUGCGGAUGGCUCAAGAAAUACAAAGAAAAUUAGAGGAAACUGAAGUAAAACAAAAAGAAUUAGAAAGCCGGGGUGUAAAUGUGGAAAAAGCUCUGUGUGGUGAAGGAGAUUCCUCCAAUCGUGAAGAAGCCGAUUUACUUAGAGAAUGGUUUGAUCUCAUGAAAGAACGCACGGAAUUGCGUAGAUAUGAAAAAGAACUUCUCGUUCGUGCGCAAGAAGUUCAAUUAGAAGAUCGUCAUGAACGAUUGCAACAAGAAUUACGUGAACGUUUGGCCGAUGAUGACGAUAAAAAAACUAGUGACGAUGUUAAAAAGGAAGGAGAAAUCUUAACGGAAAUGUUGGAAAUAGUAGCAAAAAGGGAUUCCCUAAUCGCUCUGUUAGAAGAAGAACGACAAAGAUAUCAAAACGAAGAUCGCGACCUCGAAGCUCAAAUGCUGGCUAAAGGCCUGAGAUUAACACCAAUUAAGAAAUGUGGUCCUAAAUAUUCAGUCUAAAGGAAAUACGCUUCUGUACAUAUAUUCUUCGCCACAAUUUUUUAUCGCAUGGUGACUAGAAGAAAGUUAUACAUAUAUGCAUAUACAUAU
Molecule: messenger RNA, 8301 nt
Organism: Pogonomyrmex barbatus (red harvester ant)
Lineage: Eukaryota; Metazoa; Arthropoda; Insecta; Hymenoptera; Formicidae
Gene: Mical
Product: Molecule interacting with CasL
Molecular function (GO): FAD binding; protein binding
Source: RefSeq, a predicted model, not a curated record